GUUCCUCGCUCGCGAACGAUCUUCGUUACGCGAUGACGUCAGACGUCGCUCGGUAAAGCCGCUGGGAAAGCAGAAGGAGAAGGAGAAGAAGAAGUGUGCGUGUUUCGCGUGUGUUCAGCGCCGCAGCACCAUGAACAGCGUGGGCGAAGCCUGCACGGACCUGAAGCGGGAGUACGACCAGUGUUUCAACCGCUGGUUCGCCGAGAAGUUCCUGAAGGGAGAGAAGAGCGGCGACCCGUGCACGGAGAGCUUCCGGGUGUACCAGCGCUGCGUGCAGAAGGCCAUCAAGGACAAAGACAUCCCGGUGGACGGGCUGGACUUCAUGGGCCCCAACAAGGACAAGCCCGAGAGCUGAUGUCGUCCAACAAGGGACGAGCCCGAGAGCUGAUGUGGUCCUCGCCGAGAAGGCCCGAAGAACAACUCGGCAAAGCGCCGAACGGCCCGGAUCGCGUCUGGGCCUACUGAGCAUGCGCACAGAAAGGCUAGACCGGAAGUUUAUUUGUUUUUAAACAAAACGUGAAGUCUGGGUUGAACUCUUGCCUACUUUUCCCUCAUGGCUUUAUAAACACUUGAAUGUGACAUUGAAGAACAUGAACAAACCUCUCAGCACAUUUGACAUUUAUCAUUAUUUACCGCCUACCACUUUUACCCCUGGAGCUCACUGCUAACAUGAAUGAUGGAAGGAAUUCUUGCCAACAGCUCGUCAUUUUUUUAUCAAUGCCAAAUAAAAUGUUACGACAUGCA
This is a messenger RNA of Nerophis lumbriciformis (worm pipefish), 744 nucleotides long. RefSeq names its product TP53 regulated inhibitor of apoptosis 1 (gene triap1). Gene Ontology annotation, biological process: phospholipid translocation. Gene Ontology annotation, molecular function: phosphatidic acid transfer activity. The record is from RefSeq and is a predicted model, not a curated record. Gene Ontology annotation, cellular component: nucleus; cytosol; mitochondrial intermembrane space. NCBI's taxonomy places the organism in Eukaryota, Metazoa, Chordata, Actinopteri, Syngnathiformes, Syngnathidae.